This is a messenger RNA of Mercenaria mercenaria, 3288 nucleotides long. RefSeq names its product mucin-5AC-like. Lineage: Eukaryota; Metazoa; Mollusca; Bivalvia; Venerida; Veneridae. The transcript has 4 exons. The record is from RefSeq and is a predicted model, not a curated record. The coding region runs from base 1 to 3288 and encodes 1095 amino acids.
AUGUGCAUCACACUUUCGACGUCAGCGACUCUACUACAGAGCCAACGAUUCCAAAACCCAACCUCCAACAUCGGCACAACCACUGAUAUAACGACAGAAGGGAAACCACACCGGCCACAACCACUGCAACUGUUUCAAGUAUGCUCUGGAAGCCACCACAGCGAUCAACCACUGAAGGAAUCUACCACAAUACCUUCAACUACUGAAACAACGACUGGAAUUACUCCUGAGGAACCAACAUCCCAACCGAGUACCUCCUCCUCAACGCAGGAACCAACAACAAGCGAUGGUUCAACAACUGAACCGUCGACAAGUGGUGCAUCGACACUUUCGACGUCAGCGACUCUUACUACAGAGCCAACGAGUUCCACAACAACCUCUGAUAUAACGACAGAAGUCACAACCACAUCGGCCACAACCACUGAUAUAACGACAGAAGGGAAAACCACACCGGCCACAACCACUGCAACUGUUUCAAGUACUGCUACUGGAAGCUCAACCAGUCAGUCGUCCACAACUAUAGCAGCAUCAACCACUGAGGAAUCUACCACAAUACCUUCAACUACUGAAACAACGACGGGAAUUUCUUCUGAGGAACCAACAUCUCAACCGAGUACCUCCUCGUCAACAGCCAACGAUUCAACAACAACCUCUGAUAUAACGACAGAAGUCACAACCACAUCGGCCACAAACACUGAUAUAACGACAGAAGGGACAACCACACCGGCCACAACCACUGCCACUGUUUCAAGUACUGCUGCUGGAAGCCCUACCAGUGAGUUGUCCACAACUAAAGCAGCAUCAACCACUGAGGAAUCUACCACAAUACCUUCAACUACUGAAACAACGACUGGAAUUACUCCUGAGGAACCAACAUCCCAACCGAGUACCUCCUCCUCAACGCAGGAACAAACAACAAGCGAUGGUUCAACUACUGAACCGUCGACAAGUGGUGCAUCGACACUUUCGACGUCAGCGACUCUUACUACAGAGCCAACGAGUUCCACAACAACCUCUGAUAUAACGACAGAAGUCACAACCACAUCGGCAACAACCACUGAUAUAACGACAGAAGGGACAACCACACCGGCCACAACCACUGCAACUGUUUCAAGUACUGCUACUGGAAGCCCUACCAGUGAGUUGUCCACAACUAAAGCAGCAUCAACCACUGAGGAAUCUACCACAAUACCUUCAACUACUGAAACAACGACUGGAAUUACUCCUGAGGAACCAACAUCCCAACCGAGUACCUCCUCCUCAACGCAGGAACAACAACAAGCGAUGACGUCAGCGACUCUUACUACAGAGCCAACGAGUUCCACAACAACCUCUGAUAUAACGACAGAAGUCACAACCACAUCCGCAACAACCACUGAUAUAACGACAGAAGGGACAACCACACCGGCCACAACCACUGCAACUGUUUCAAGUACUGCUACUGGAAGCCCUACCAGUGAGUUGUCCACAACUAAAGCAGCAUCAACCACUGAGGAAUCUACCACAAUACCUUCAACUACUGAAACAACGACUGGAAUUACUCCUGAGGAACCAACAUCCCAACCGAGUACCUCCUCCUCAACGCAGGAACAAACAACAAGCGAUGGUUCAACUACUGAACCGUCGACAAGUGGUGCAUCGACACUUUCGACGUCAGCGACUCUUACUACAGAGCCAACGAGUUCCACAACAACCUCUGAUAUAACGACAGAAGUCACAACCACAUCGGCCACAACCACUGAUAUAACGACAGAAGGGACAACCACACCGGCCACAACCACUGCAACUGUUUCAAGUACUGCUCCUACAAGCUCAACCAGUGAGUUGUCCACAACUGAAGCAGCAUCAACCACUAAGGAAUCUACCACAAUACCUUCAACUACUGAAACAACGACGGGAAUUACUCCUAAGGAACCUACAUCCCAACCGAGUACCUCCUCUUCAACGCAGGAACAAACAACAAGCGAUGGUUCAACUACUGAACCGUCGACAAGUGGUGCAUUGACACUUUCGACGUCAGCGACUCUUACUACAGAGCCAACGAGUUCAACAACAACCUCUGAUAUAACGACAGAAGUCACAACCACAUCGGGAACAACCACUGAUAUAACGACAGAAGGGACAACCACACCGGCCACAACCACUGCAACUGUUUCAAGUACUGCUGCUGGAAGCCCUACCAGUGAGUUGUCUACAACUAAAGCAGCAUCAACCACUGAGGAAUCUACCACAAUACCUUCAACUACUGAAACAACGACGGGAAUUACUCCUGAGGAACCAACAUCCCAACCGAGUACUUCCUCCUCAACGCAGGAACAAACAACAAGCGAUGGUUCAACUACUGAACCGUCGACAAGUGGUGCAUUGACAGUUUCGACGUCAGCGACUCUUACUACAGAGCCAACGAGUUCCACAACAACCUCUGAUAUAACGACAGAAGUCAGAACCACAUCGGCCACAACCACUGAUAUAACGACAGAAGGGACCACCACACCGGCCACAACCACUGCAACUGUUUCAAGUACUGCUACUGGAAGCCCUACCAGUGAGUUGUCCACAACUAAAGCAGCAUCAACCACUGAGGAAUCUACCACAAUACCUUCAACUACUGAAACAACGACUGGAAUUACUCCUGAGGAACCAACAUCCCAACCUAGUUUCUCCUCGUCAACGCAGGAACCAACAACAAGCGAUGGUUCAACUACUGAACCGUCGACAAGUGGUGCAUCGACACUUUCGACGUCAGCGACUCUUACUACAGAGCCAACGAGUUCCGCAACGACCUCUGAUAUAACGACAGAAGUCACAACCACAGCCGCAACAUCCACUGAUAUAACGACAGAAGGGACAACCACACCGGCCACAACCACUGCAACUCUUUCAAGUACUGCUACUGUAAACCCUACCAGUGAGUUGUCCACAACUAAAGCAGCAUCAACCACUGAGGAAUCUACCACAAUACCUUCAACUACUGAAACAACGACUGGAAUUACUCCUGAGGAACCAACAUCCCAACCGAGUACCUCCUCUUCAACGCAGGAACCAACAACAAGCGAUGGUUCAACAACUGAACCGUCGACAAGUGGUGCAUCGACACUUUCGACGUCAGCGACUCUUACUACAGAGCCAACGAGUUCCACAACAACCUCUGAUAUAACGACAGAAGUCACAACCACAUCGGCCACAACCACUGAUAUAACGACAGAAGGGACAACCACACCGGCCACAACCACUGCAACUGUUUCAAGUACUGCUACUGAAACUCAACCAGUAGUCGUCCACAACUAA